AUGGCAAGGUGGUGCAUUGUGCUGGUUCUUGCUCUAGUUGUAGCUCACACUACAGCUAGAAACGUGCCUACAGCGAAUGACGCUGGUUUCAAAGACCAAAAGAACUUCCUCGGUGGCGUUGGUGGCUUCUCUGGUAUUGGCAGCAAUGGGCUUCCAUUUGCGGGAGCAGGGGCUGGUGUUGGUGGUAAUCUUGGCGGCGGACUUGGUGGCGGCGCUGGGAUAGGCGGAGUCGCCGGGCUUGGUGGUGGUACUGGUGGAAUCGGUGACUUGGGCGGUGCAGGCGGCUUGGGUGGUCUAGGCGGCUUAGGAGGCGGCACCGGAGGCCUGGGUGGUCUAGGCGGCUUAGGAGGCGGCACCGGAGGCUUGGGGGGUCUUGGUGGAGUAGGCGGUGCUGGCGGCAUUGGUGGUGGUGUUGGUGGCGGAGUUGGUGGCGGUGUUGGUGGUGGAAGUGGUGUUCUUCCCUACCCUUGA
Prunus armeniaca (apricot) is the source of this 471-nucleotide messenger RNA. NCBI's taxonomy places the organism in Eukaryota, Viridiplantae, Streptophyta, Magnoliopsida, Rosales, Rosaceae. The record is from the annotation of a GenBank genome assembly.